Molecule: messenger RNA, 1199 nt
Organism: Nicotiana tabacum (common tobacco)
Lineage: Eukaryota; Viridiplantae; Streptophyta; Magnoliopsida; Solanales; Solanaceae
Source: RefSeq, a predicted model, not a curated record
AUGGUGCUCGGUGCUCGAGCGCUUGUGCUUUCUUUGGAUUUGCGCACCAACCUUCUUCUUGGUUGCUUCUUCUCCGAGCUCGGAGAACCCGGAGCCCUUUUGCUUUUCUUCUCAUCACCCUGUAUCGGAGCAGGAAACUCGACGGGGAAGUUCUCGCUACCGGAUGAAGGCCUCAGUGUGACGGGGAAGAAACAAGGUUUCUUGCAAAGGAUCUCAAAUAACCAAAGUAUAACUGCUAGAAAAUAUGGAAAAGUAUUCAAAUCCUAUCUUUUCGGCUCUCCAACUAUUGUUUCAUGUGACUUAGAGUUCAACACAUUUGUCCUUCAGAAUGAAGGCAGGCUGUUCCAAAGCAGCUAUCCUAAACCAGUUAGAGACAUUCUUGGCAAACACUCUUUGAUUCUUUUUAGCUUUAAUUUGAUGUUGAUGAAUGUACUGAACAUGGAACCUGGAGAGCCACUAGCUUUGCAAUUAUUAGAAGAUUUCUUGACGUUCAUGAAAGGAUUUGUGUCCAUUCCAAUAAACCUUCCUUGGACAUCCUAUGCCAAGGCUCUUAAGGCUCGUACGAGGAUCUCGUCCACCUUGAAGCAAGUACUGAAAGAAAGAAAAAAGAGAGAAGAACUGGGGAUUAAUGGGCUAGCCAAAGAAGACAUUUUUAAUGAGAAUUUUUCGAAAGGACACUUAAGUGAUGUGGAGAAAGUAAGCAUUUUGCAGGACCUUCUGUUGGCUGGUUAUGAAACAACCUCAGGACUUCUGUCCCUACUCGUCUAUUUUCUUGCCCACUCACCACGAGCUCUCCAGUACUUGAAGGAGGAACAUCGAGCAGUGAGGAGAAAGAAAAAGGAAGGGGAACCCCUAAACUGGGAAGAUUAUAAGCAAAUGAAAUUCACCAGUAUGGUCAUUAAUGAGACUCUACGUUGUGGCAACUUGGUGAAGUUUGUUCACAGGAAAGCUAUCAAGGAUGUAGAAUUCAAAGGAUAUUAUAUACCAGCGGGAUGGAAAGUCCUUCCUAUGUUGUCUGUUGUACAUCUUGAUUCGUCGCUGCAUCAAAAUCCAUCGGAAUUCAACCCUUGGAGAUGGAUCGAUCCAACAACAAGCAAGAAGGUGAUUCCAUUCGGAGGUGGAUUACGGCUAUGUCCAGGGUGGGAACUCGCUAAAUUGGAAGCAGCUUUAUUCCUACACCAUCUUGUUAUCAAUUACAG